GCAUCUUCUUUGAUCAUAUGCCGUAACAAACACUGGCGAUACAUCUCAUCCUUUCACGGCCCAUGGCUGCAACUACCACCGGAAAUCCUGGACUCGCUCGCUCAUCAGAAUUACACACAGCCACUACCGAGGUUGAUUGAUCCAGCCGUCUUCUACGAUGUAGUCAAGAUCCGACGCGCAGUCGACGAGGCAACAGAAGAUGCCGUACGCGCCUCCAACGGAAUGUCAACCACAGCCAUGAACGCCUCGCUAAAUCAUCUGGAUCCCUUUGGACAAGGAGGACCACAAGCCCCCAAGAUGAGCAAGGAACGCAUAUACAAGAUACGUCAGAAGGCUGCACGAUCGUUGUCCAAGGCAUAUGCAUUGGAUGAGGUUGCCGCAAGUGUCGCGACUAUGCAAUCCACAACUUCUCUCGAAGAAGUUGCUCUACACGUUCUCAGGCGCAAUCAGACUGACACCGAGGCCAAAUACGUUCACUUCUUCCACGAAAAGAUUCCUUCUAGAAUGAUGGAGCAAUACACACCUCUGGAGCCACUGGACGAUGUCAUCCUAAAUCUGCCUUGGGAAAAGCAAGCCGCUCCUCUACGCACCCGUGCGCUUGUUCAAAUAUUCAAGGGCCAAUUCGAAGGAGCUGCGAGCGAUCUGUCACUCGGGCUUAGGAUAGCCCAAGAGCUCAAAAAAAUGCACAAACCUGGUACAGACCAAUUGGUACUAGCAAAGCACUACAAGGAGGAGCAAGAGCGGUGGAACAGAAAUGGCAAAGAUUGGAGACAAGUGCCUCAACUGAAAGAGGACGAUCAGCCGAGCAGCCUGGAACAGCAAAUGCUGUUCAAUCGAGCUGGUGUCUAUCUCAGCAUUGCAUGCCAGAAUGUCCACGCUGCUCUGGACGGUCUGAAACAAGCGCGAACCAAGAACGAGAAUGGCGAUAAGAUUGCCAAGUCACUACAGGAAAAAGAGGCUCAUCAAGCUCGAUUGGAUGCGCGCAAGCUCGUCAAGAUCAAUGCGAAAAAGGCUCUCAAGGACUACCUCGCUUUCCUUGGCUACUUUGAUUAUACGCCUGGUUUGCCGGUGGAGAUUAUUGACGAAAUUACCCGCAGAAUUAACGAUCUGGCAAAAGAUAACAAACAAACCACCAUCCAUCGCAACCGCUUGCUAGAAUGGAACAGUCACUCAUCCUCAGGACGUAGUAGCCCUAUGGUAAGCUCUCGUUCUUCGCAUCAAUCGAGCCAGACUCCGGACUCUGGAUUGGAGUGGGAUGCAAAUGGAUGGCCUCGGAUUCCUCACAGAAAGAUCUAUCCUUCUUCGGCUCUGUUUGCUGAGAAGCCUUUGCCUGAUCUUCCAGUGUUUCCUGCAGAAAACAACAGAACAGAUGACAGUCCGUUGUCAGUAAGCAAUCGCGAGGCCGUCACAUAUCAUCCGCUUCUCACCGAUGCUUUACACUCCCUGUUGCUGGCCCACUCUCUGAUUCAGACUUCACCGACUGAAUUACUCAGACACGCCCACAACGCUGCACGUCUCGCUCGACUCGCAGACGGGUAUCCUAUUUUUCAAGCUGCCCGUUCUCCAGCAAGAGCCGAUUGGAUUGAGGUUCUGCGCCGUGCUAACAACUGGAUCGGAUUGUCAGAGCCCUGGCAAAAGCUGUGCCAACCAACUGCUCCCAAUUCUCAGUCAGAGCAGGAUGCCACAGCCGGUGCACAAGACGGCACAUUGACUGUCAACAACGCCAUCACAGAGACCGAAGAACAAAAACGUGAACGUAGAAAGCGAGAAGCUAUCAUUGAUGCCAUGGGCGACGAGCGUGUAGUCGACGAGGAAACCUUCCAGAAAGCUGUCCGGGCUCGCGAACGUAGAGCUAUGGAAGAUGAAGAAGGCUUGAGUGGGCCUCUGCAAGAUGUAAAUGGUGGUCGUACUGCUGCUCACAAGCGCUGGGCACAAGAUGAUGGUAAGGAGUAUCCCAUCUCGUCUGAGAGAGCUGAAGCUAUCUGCCGCUGGAUCAAGGAGGCGCCGCUCAGCAUGGGUGUCAAGAAGAAGCGACCUGCAAAGAAAAAGGCGCCUGCUACGAAUGGAACGAGUGCAGUUACAGAUGGCAUG
Messenger RNA from Aureobasidium namibiae CBS 147.97, 2091 nucleotides. RefSeq lists its product as uncharacterized. The transcript is spliced from 2 exons. The annotation marks the transcript as partial. Lineage: Eukaryota; Fungi; Ascomycota; Dothideomycetes; Dothideales; Saccotheciaceae. The record is from RefSeq and is a predicted model, not a curated record.